AUGGAUUCUGCGGGGGAUUGGUGUUUGAUCGAAAGCGAUCCUGGAGUUUUUACAGAACUCAUAAAAAAAUUUGGUGUAACAGGAGCACAGGUAGAAGAAAUGUGGACAAUCGAUGAUGGAAUAUUUGAAAAUUUGCGACCAGUUCAUGGACUCAUUUUCCUUUUUAAAUAUGUUCAACAUGAAGAACCUACUAAUCCUGUUGUGACAGAUGACCGUCUUCAAAAAAUUUUCUUCGCAAAACAGGUAAUUAAUAAUGCUUGCGCCACUCAAGCGGUAAUUAGUUUAUUAUUGAACUGCAACCACCCUGAUAUUCACUUAGGUCCAGAACUGACAAAGUUGAAAGAAUUUAGUAUGUCAUUUGAUCCUAAAAUGCGUGGGCUCACCCUCAGUAAUUCACAAACAAUUCGUGCAUCCCAUAAUUCUAUGGCACAGCAGACUUUUUUUGAGUUUGACAGUAAAUCCCCAAAAACAAAGGAGGAAGAUGCAUACCAUUUCAUUGGCUACAUACCGAUAGAUGGUCGUUUAUAUGAAUUGGAUGGACUACGGGAUGGCCCUAUUGAUCAUGGUCCUAUAGGUCCAGAUCAGGACUGGCUGGAUGUUGUACGGCCAAUUAUAUUGAAGAGAAUUAACACCUACACUGAGGGAGAAAUCCAUUUCAAUCUUAUGGCAUUGGUAUCUAACCGAAAGAUGAUAUAUGAACGUCAGAUAGAUGAGUUAAUAACUGAAAAUCAUAUGCUUGGUAUGGAUUCUGGAGAUAUUGAAAAUGAAGUGAGAAGACUUAAGAUGCUAAUUGAGUAUGAAGAUAUAAAAAUGCACAAAUACCAGCAGGAGAUGAUACGACGCCGACACAACUACAUGCCGUUUAUAAUAACAUUACUAACAAUAUUGGCUGAGGAAAAACAGCUUGUGCCUUUAAUUGAAAAGACUAAAGAGCGCAUGGCUAAGAAGGGCCAGAAGAAGAGAGUAUAA
This is a messenger RNA of Pieris macdunnoughi, 969 nucleotides long. NCBI's taxonomy places the organism in Eukaryota, Metazoa, Arthropoda, Insecta, Lepidoptera, Pieridae. The record is from the annotation of a GenBank genome assembly.